This is a messenger RNA of Eucalyptus grandis, 1286 nucleotides long. Its product is annotated as probable carboxylesterase 8. Lineage: Eukaryota; Viridiplantae; Streptophyta; Magnoliopsida; Myrtales; Myrtaceae. Gene Ontology annotation, molecular function: hydrolase activity. The record is from RefSeq and is a predicted model, not a curated record.
CUCCACCUAACCUCACUCAUAAUACUCCCCCUCCUUCUCCUUCUCCGACGACCUUUCUCCUUCAUCUGCGUUUGGUGAUCGUCGGUGGGCAUGGACCCUUACGCGUUCCUCAAGCUCUCCCCCAACCCCGACGGCUCCGUCACCCGCUCUCCUCCCCCGACCGCUCCCGCCUCCGCCGCCCCCGACUCCCCCGACCCUGCCCUCUCCAAGGACGUCCCCCUCGACCCCGCCCGCUCCACGUUCCUCCGCCUCUUCCUCCCCCGCGCCGCCGCCCCGCCCCCCCGGCUCCCCGUCAUCCUCUACUUCCACGGCGGCGGGUUCGUCCUCUUCAGCGCCACCUCGCGCAUGUUCCACGACUCCUGCUGCCGCACCGCGUCGGCCCUCGGCGCCGUCGUUGUCUCCGUCGAGUACCGCCUCGCCCCCGAGCACCGCCUCCCCGCUGCCUACGACGACGCCGGCGGCCUCGCUUGGCUCCGGUCGCAGGCGCUCGACGCCGGCGGCGGCGGCGAGCCGUGGCUGAGGGAGCGCGCGGACUUCGAGCGGUGCUACCUGAUGGGCAGCAGCGCGGGGGCGAACAUCGUCUACCACUCGGCCCUCCGGUCGCUGGACGUCGAUCUGGCGCCGGUCAAGAUCCGAGGGCUGAUAUUCAACCAGCCCUACUUCGGCGGGGUCCAGAGGACCGAGUCCGAGCUGCGGUCGGACAACGACCGGAUACUUCCCCUGCCCGCGAACGACCUCAUGUGGUCCCUGGCGCUGCCCCAGGGCGCCGACCGGUCCCACGAGUACUGCGACCCGACGGCCGACGGCGCAGCGGGGCGCGAGAAAGCCGGGCGGCUCCCGAGGUGCCUGGUGAGGGGGCACGCCGGGGACCCGCUCGUGGACCGGCAGAAGAUGUUCGCGAAGAUGCUGGAGGCGCGAGGGGCGCCGGUGACGACCAGUUUCGGCGAGGGCGGGUGCCACGGGGUGGAGCUGUUCGACCCGGCCAAGGCCCAGGCAAUGGUAGAGAUCAUAAGGGAUUUCGUGAACGUCGACUCGGUUAAAUCCACAAUGUGAAUCGAUGAACCGUGCGGCGGCCGCGGCGCGCGCACGAGAGUCGAAUUUUCGAUGCUCCGGCGACCGAUGCUCUAGGUGUAUGUGAAUCUUCCAAUUCUCGUUGUCUUUUAGGUCCGAGAGUUAAGUUGCACUUGACAUCUCUCCAUGCUAUAAAAUUUUCAAUUUCAAUGUCUGGUUCAUUGCCAUAGUUUACAUGUGCAGAUUUCAGUAUAAUGUUCAUCGUCAUAUUUAUA